Entrophospora sp. SA101 is the source of this 996-nucleotide messenger RNA. The record is from the annotation of a GenBank genome assembly. Lineage: Eukaryota; Fungi; Glomeromycota; Glomeromycetes; Entrophosporales; Entrophosporaceae.
AUGUUAAAUUGGAGGCUUUGUUUAUCAGAACUUGUAUUAUGUUUGCAAGAAGAAGCAAAGCCUUUAUUUAAUUAUAUUAAAUUUAUAAAAGUUUUAGAUUAUGUAAGAUUAUACGAGUGUGUCAAUCCUUGGAUUAAACAAUAUGGUGAUGAUGGUCAUAAUUAUGAAGGUAAUGGCAAACAAGAAGAUAAACAUGAAUUAAAAAAUUUAAUACUUUAUCAAGAACUUUGUUUAGAAUCAUUAUCAAUUAUAAGCAUGGUAAAUAAAGACAACAAUAACCUUAAUUAUACUUGUGACAACAACAAAUCAAGAAUUGAUGGCAUUUUAAGAGCAAUUGAAUAUAAGGCUCAGUUUAUUAAGGAGUUAACAAUUGAAUUUGAUCAAGCAAGCAUUUACUGGGAUGAUGGUGAUGAUAUUGGAAAUUUCAGAAAUUUAAAAGUUUUAAACUUUAAACAAAAUACAAUUGAUUUCGAAAAUGUUGUGAAAUUAAUUAAAAAAACAAAUUAUAAUCUUUUAAACAUUAAAUUAACCUGGAGAGUGAAAAGGAAACCAUCAUCAUCAUCAAACAUUUAUAAUCAUAACACUGCCUCAAACCAUAACAAUUUAUUUGACACAAUAACAAAAUACUGUCCAAAUCUAAAUUAUAUAAGUUUACAAAUCAAUAAUGAAACAUUUAGAGAUUUGUUUUGUAUUUUCAAAUCAUGUAAAAACCUAAAGAAUGUUGAUUUGAAUAGCGAAGCAUAUUUUGAAAUGAAAAUAUGGGAUAUCAGUAAAGAUAUGAAAGAAUUUGGUCAGGUAAUUAAUGUCAAAUCUCUAAUUAAAGUGAAAUUUGAUUCUAGAAUAAAUAUUAGUAAUGAUGGAAUUAAAGAUUUCUUACAGUCUGUUGAAGAGAAUUUCAAUUUGAAUAAUAACAUUAGCAACCAGAAAUUUAUUGUUGAAAAGCCUUUGGUUUAUAAUGAAAAUCUUGUAUUUAGAAAACAAUUUAUUCAUAAAUAA